Messenger RNA from Dicentrarchus labrax (European seabass), 2652 nucleotides. RefSeq lists its product as uncharacterized. Gene Ontology annotation, molecular function: deSUMOylase activity. Gene Ontology annotation, biological process: protein desumoylation. Gene Ontology annotation, cellular component: nucleus. Bases 565 to 2127 code for a protein of 520 amino acids. NCBI's taxonomy places the organism in Eukaryota, Metazoa, Chordata, Actinopteri, Moronidae. The transcript is spliced from 10 exons. The record is from RefSeq and is a predicted model, not a curated record.
UCUCAAUGUGGACUGAUUGUAUACAUGAUGCUAAAUGCGCUGCAGGUUCAGAGGGUCACACCGGGAAACACCGUGUCUUAAAUAAAGAAGUACACCAUUGUCCCGGAGGUAGAGCUUCAUCAGACAAUGGUUCGUCCCGCACACACUCACUGAGGCAGCGGGGCAGAGGCGCAGAUGUUCGGACUGUGCAUUACUCUCCCGAGGAAGCCACCAGAAGCGGACACGAAUACCACUGCAGCUGAGUAAGCUAUGAAAAUCCUGUCACGGUGUGGCCGAGCCUACAGAUACAUCAGCAUUUCACACACUUAUUUACCUUUCAACUUAAAGUCUAAAGUGGCCGGUAGCGGCUGAAGUAUCAAUCGGAAAGUUCAGUCAGAAACAGUCACCGGAGACGGUGGACUAUGGCCCUGAACGUGUGUAUCAUCCCUAUCAAAGAGAAGACAAAGUAAAAUCCAGAUGCUGCACUGUUGUAUAUGAGCUUCCUUUCCUUCAGCAGCUGAAAGGAUACCCACAACUACAUGCUCCCAUGUGCCGCCAUUCCUAACUCCAGUUAAUCUCUCCCAGAUGCACCGAACGCAGAGCCACCAGCGCAAAGCAAAAUACCUCAAGAGAAAAAAGGGAUUGAUGUCUUCAGUCAAGGGAGUUUCCCAUCUCUCCCGGCGAGCAAAGAGACGCUUGUAUUGUAAAUUACAACUCUGGAUGUGGAGGAAGCGGAGAGAGAAAUGCCGUUUCGGGAUAUUUAGAGCAAAGAAACGAGCGUGUGGGACGAGCCCUGGCUCCGGCCUCGGUGUAAAGACACAGCCACAGAAAAAUAAAAGUAAAGUUCCAACAUACAACACAACAAACCCAGAAGAUUCAGCUCUGGUGCCACCUCUUGGAUGUGAUACUGGAGGUUCAGAGGACGCGCUCAGAGGGCAGAAUGGCCUGCCGAAGCUGUGCGAAUCUGUCAAUCUAUCCGAAACAUUCACUGCUCCCAGUUCCUCGCAGAACCUGGUUACGGACACAAAUGUUUCUGCUAGUAACACCGCCGUGCCAACAGUGACGCUGCCGUCUCAAACAACAGAAACUUUGGUCCAGCAUAGUGAAAUUAUGGACCCUUUAGAACUUUCUCACGCUGUCAAACCCCGGUUGAGUACAGACAGUGAUGCGUGUGGGUUAACUACACAUGUUAAAGAACCAAGGACAGUGGUACUAGCUCAACGGCUUGAGGCUGACGGCCCAUCAGGACUAUUCACCGCUGUCAGUGCAGAUCAGGACCAGGCUGCAAACAGAGACACUGAUGAGAGAGUCACCAGUAAAAAUAUGGCGUCUUCACACACUGAUGCCAGCCUUAAAAUACUGACAAAGGACAUCCACGAAUUUCUCGAUGACUUCUACAAAAUAUAUGGAAGUUUCAUCCCACUACAAAAGAGCGACGUGUUGAGACAUCUGAAGAAGAGGUUUAAUGUUGAUUUCACUGACAGGAAAAACAUCAUCUUCACCGAAGUUACUAAAUACAGAACUGUGGUCAUUCAGAACUCUGUUCCCUCCUUCCGGGUGGUCUACAAGAAACACACACUGACACUUGAUGACUUGUCUACACUGGCAGAUCAGAACUGGCUCAACGACCAGGUCAUGAACAUGUAUGGAGAAUUGAUUAUGGAAUCUGCCCUUCACAAGGUCCAUUUUCUCAACAGCUUCUUCCACAGGCAGCUCAUGACUAAAGGAUAUGAUGGUGUUAAGAGAUGGACAAAGCAGGUGGAUUUGUUCUCUAAGAGUUUGCUUUUGGUGCCCAUUCACCUGGAGGUUCACUGGUGUCUGGUGACAGCUGACAUUGUCAAAAAGAAGAUCUGCCUUUACGACUCUCAAGGGAACGCACUCCAGAAGGUUGCAAGGAACAUUCUGAAAUACUUGAUGACAGAAGCGAAGGAGAAGAAGCAAACAGCAUUUGAAAGUGGUUGGGCCGUGUCAUUCGAUGAGAAAAUCCCACAACAGACCAAUGAAAAUGACUGUGGAGUUUUUGUCCUGGAGUAUUCUAGAUGCCUUGCCCUGGGAGAACCUCUGCAGUUUUCACAGAAGGACAUACCAAAGAUACGCAAGCGGAUCUACAAAGAGCUCUGUGACUGUAAGCUCUAUGAACAGGGCUGACUAGUAUCUUAAAGUUGUGUGUAUGUAUUGAUAUAACGAUAACGUGUGCUGCUUCUGAUUAGGGUAGGUAAACAGCAGUCCAAAAUUGUCUCUGUGUAGGGCUUCAUUAGCAGCUCUGUAACAGCCUUGCAACACUGUGGCUGACCCCCAGUAGGAGAAUCAGGUGCACUGUUCAUACUACAUCAUAACCCUUGUAUGAUUACUGUAUUUAUAUGAUCGAUAUUUAAAUAGGCAUGCUAUUUAAGAAGACAUUAGACCUGGACUUGGAGUCUACGGCGCACCAACAGAGCCUUACUGAAUGGACUGCCUGUUGAAAUGGAUCUGAUGUGUCACGGUCCACGUCUGUGUUUAGGUGUUACUUAUUUUCUGUUCAAAUAUUUGAACACCUUAUUUGCACAUUUUACAAGUCUAAUUUAGCAUCAUUUGACAUUGGUUUGUGUCAUAAUUUACCUGUUAGCACCAGAUGACCUAAUAGAAGCUAUGUGUAUUUUGUUUGUGAAGAAAAUUAAGUUGUGUGAACUGGAA